GUUCUGUCACUCCAGUGCUGACUGCAGCCUGCUGCUACUGCUGUUGUGUGCAUUCACCAUUGCUACAUCAGAGGAAUGACUACUAUCUAACAACCCUGCUGAAGGUCUCUCCCCUUCUGGACAAACCCAUGGACACAGAUGCAUUCAGACAGCAUGGGCUCUAGACUGAAACAAAACCCUGAGCGAAUCUUCUACUGGUUCUUCGAAGCAACUUGUCCUGUAGCCAGAGACAAAGAUCCUGGUCUACUGUUUCAGUUUCCAGAGGAUUUCAGUGACGAGGAGUCCUGUCAAACACUGCCCAGGUUCUGCUUCCCGUAUGAUAUACAAAAAGUGAGGGAUGGAGUGGCUGUGCAGCACUUUACCUUUGUUCUGACUGACCUUGAAGGAUGCCAGCGAUUUGGCUUUUGUCGCCUCACCAACAGCACACACACCUGCCUUUGCAUUCUCAGUUAUCUUCCGUGGUUUGAAGUGUUUUACAAACUUCUCAACAACUUGGCAGAUUAUCUCACAAAGGGACAGACCAAUGAGAUGAAAGUGCUGCUGGCUGCGCUCUACCAGCAGCCCAUACCGCUGGCAAAUGGGUCUGUCACUCUGCAGAUGGGAGAACAGCUAUUGGUCAGCACAGAGGUGUCCCAGCCUGUUGGACACCCUGGGGGACAAAAGGUGGUUCCAUACUUCAUUGCUCCAGAUCCCAGGAGUCUCCCUUCCAUCCCAGAAAAUAGGAACCUGACAGAGCUGAUUGUGGCAGUAGAUGUGGGGAACUUGCUCCAGCUCUACACCAGCAUGCUGUUUGAGAGACGCAUCCUCAUCUUUGCCAGCAAGCUCAGCACUCUGACAUCUUGCGUGCAUGCACUCAGUGCUGUGUUAUACCCCAUGUACUGGCAACACAUCUUCAUACCUGUCCUGCCGCCCCACUUACUGGACUACUGCUGUGCACCUAUGCCUUAUCUAAUAGGGGUCCACACCAGUCUAUCUGAGAAGGUGAGGAGUCGUGGGCUGGAGGAAGUUGUCAUUCUGAAUGUGGAUACAAACACACUGGAAACCCCCUUUGAUGAUCUUAAGGGGAUACCUUCAGAUGUGAUGUCCGGGCUGAAGGUGUGUCUGAAGCGCCAGGCUGUGUCUCCUGGUUCUGGUGUCUCACGGGCCUUCCUGAAAGCUCAGGCUCUGCUGUUUGGAGGGUACAGGGACGCACUGCAGAGCCACAAGGAUGGUGAAAUAUGGUUCAAUGAGGAGCUGUUUCUAGCUCACAAGUCUCCCAGUAUGAGGCAGUUCCUGCAGAGUGCCGUUCAUUUACAGUUCUUCAAACAGUUCAUUGACAACCGCCUGGAUAUUCUGAACAAGGGGAAGGACCCAGAUGACCUCUUUGAGGAGGAGAUCCUAAAGUGUGAUACAACUACAGGAAAAGGCAAAACAUAUCAACAAUUAGUUGGCAAUUUAAAGAAAGGGGGAGGAGCGCUCAUCCUCAACAUGAGGUCCAAAGCAAACAUGAGGGCCAAAGGUCUUGCCAAGUCUGGUUUGAAAAACCUGCUGAUGCACAAGGUGGGCUCAUGUUUAUGCGGGUACGUGCUUCAACUGAUAUAAAGUCUGCUGUGUGUGUCCAUCCAUCCAUCCAUUUUCUUC
This is a messenger RNA of Monopterus albus (swamp eel), 1620 nucleotides long. Its product is annotated as DENN domain-containing protein 1B-like. Gene Ontology annotation, molecular function: phosphatidylinositol phosphate binding; guanyl-nucleotide exchange factor activity. Gene Ontology annotation, biological process: endocytic recycling; endocytosis. The record is from RefSeq and is a predicted model, not a curated record. The coding region runs from base 139 to 1581 and encodes 480 amino acids. Gene Ontology annotation, cellular component: cytosol; intracellular membrane-bounded organelle. Lineage: Eukaryota; Metazoa; Chordata; Actinopteri; Synbranchiformes; Synbranchidae. The transcript is spliced from 19 exons.